Molecule: messenger RNA, 2386 nt
Organism: Sipha flava (yellow sugarcane aphid)
Lineage: Eukaryota; Metazoa; Arthropoda; Insecta; Hemiptera; Aphididae
Gene: stw
Product: laccase-5
Exons: 12
Coding region: 1-2253 (750 amino acids)
Biological process (GO): iron ion transport
Cellular component (GO): plasma membrane
Molecular function (GO): copper ion binding; oxidoreductase activity
Source: RefSeq, a predicted model, not a curated record
AUGAACCAUCUGUACCACGUGUGGUGCCUGGUCCUGGUGACCGCGUCGCUGUACUUCGCGCCGGCUCCCGUUCAAUCGACCAUCGUCUUGACGCACACGAACAUGGAGAACUCGACCAUGUACGCCGGCACCCGGGUCAAGAAACGAACAGGAGAUGAAUCGAACGAUCAAGCGACCGCGGAAUCGUACUGGACACCGGGACACAUACAGAGCGUGUCGGAAGAAGAUCUGACGCCGUACGCUCAACCCGAAAACGCUUUCCCGUCUGCCCACGGACUCGUCCAGACCCAUCCGGCCACGUUUUCCGGAUUCGGAAGCAUUUCCGAAGUGUCGCACAAUAAUUUGCCACCACUGGGGUACUCAUCACUAGACUUCGACAGAAGAGGUCUCGAAGAGUUACGCAAGAACGCCGAGUUCUCGUCGCCGGAAGAAUGCGCGAGGGCUUGUCGCGACGGAGAGCCACCCAGGAUAUGUUAUUACCAUUUCACCGCGGAGUUAUACAACGUGCUGGGAGCGGCUUGUCAAGUGUGCACGCCGAACGCGACCAACACUUUGUGGAGCCACUGUCAGUGCGUGUUGGCCGACGGUGUCGAAAGAGGAAUGCUGGCCAUAAACCGUAUGCUACCCGGUCCAACUAUACAGGUCUGCGAAGGAGACAAGGUAGUCGUUGAUGUGCUGAACCACAUGCAAGGUCUGGAGCUGGUCAUCCAUUGGCACGGACUUCACCAACGGAACACGCAGUACAGCGAUGGCGUGCCAUACGUCACCCAGUGUCCCAUACACGAGGGAAACACGUUCAGAUACCAAUUUGACUCCAACAGUGGUACUCAUUUCUGGCACGCGCAUUCCGGACUACAGAAAAUCGACGGGAUCUACGGUAGCAUCAUAGUGCGACAGCCGCCCUCCCAAGACCCCAACAGUCACCUGUAUGAUUACGAUUUGACCACGCACGUGGUACUGUUGUCUGACUGGCUUCACGAGGACGCGAUGGAACGAUUCCCCGGAAGAUUGGCCGCGAACACCGGACAGGACCCUGAGUCGAUAUUGAUCAACGGCAAAGGACAAUUCACGGAUCCCAACACCGGGUUCAGCACGAACACACCACGGGAGACUUUCACAAUCACGCCGGGUAGAAGAUAUCGAUUCAGAAUGAUCAACGCGUUGGCAUCCGUGUGCCCCGCUCAGCUAACCAUCCAAGGACAUCCUCUAGUACUGAUCGCCACGGACGGCGAGCCUGUGCAGCCUGUCGUCGUCAACACGAUCAUCUCGUUCUCCGGUGAGAGAUACGACUUUGUCAUCAACGCAGACCAACCGGUCGGCGCGUACUGGAUCCAGGCCAGAGGUCUUGGCGAGUGCGGAAACAAGCGCGUACAACAGUUGGGCAUACUCAGGUAUGCGAGAGGACCGUACCAACCGAAAUCCAAGGCACCCACUUACGACAUCGGUCUGCCGCAAGGAGUUGUAAUGAAUCCAUUGGAUGCUGUCUGUGAUCGUCCCAGAACCGAUGCUAUCUGCGUGAACCAAUUGAAAAACGCCAAAGUUGUGGACAAAGGACUUUUGCAGGAAAGACCCGACGUGAAAAUAUUUUUGCCAUUCAAAUUCUUGUUCUACAGACCCGACGAACUCUUCCAGCCUCAUCAGUACAACAAAUACUUGGUCGCUCCCGGCGGUGGAGACCACGUUAUCAGUUUAGUCGAUGAAAUCUCUUACACAUCACCGGGAUCACCUAUGCUUUCCCAAAUUGACGAUAUACCUCCAGAAUCAUUCUGUAACGGAGACAACAAACCAGCCAACUGUGGCAGGAAUUGUAUGUGUUCACACAAAGUCGAUAUUCCCAUGCACGCUGUUGUUGAAGUUGUGUUAGUCGACGAAGUUCAACAGCCUAACUUGAGUCAUCCGUUCCAUUUACACGGUUACGCAUUUAAUGUCAUCGGUAUGGGAAGAUCACCUGACAAGAAUGUGAAAAAGAUCAACUUGAAACACGCCCUUGAUCUGGACCGAAGAGGUCUACUAGACAGACAUUUCAAUUUACCACCAGCUAAGGACACGAUAGCUGUGCCUAACAAUGGAUACGUUGUAUUCCGAUUCAGAGCCGAUAACCCGGGCUACUGGCUGUUCCAUUGUCAUUUCUUGUUCCACAUCGUAAUCGGUAUGAACUUGGUGCUGCACGUCGGCACGCACGCCGACUUACCACCGGUCCCCGAGAAUUUCCCACGCUGCGGCGACUUUUUACCUCCGGUCAGUUUUCACUGAUCGCGUUCAUCAUACGUCAGUUCAAAAUCAAGUGCUCAUAUAUAAGUAAAUAUACGCAACGCGGUAACCACGGUCAGAGAAACGACAAAAGAAAAGAUAUGCACCCACAGCGUGUGCAUGUGUUUUUUUUUAU